UGUAUAUCAAAAAACAUAGUAAAAAAAAAAAUAACAACAACAAACUUUCUUUUCUUUCUUUUUUCUUUAUCUUUAAUAAUAAUGGAAGACACCACACUAAAUAAUACCAAACAACAACAACGCGACUUCAGCUUCAAACCCCUUGAUAGCAUGGAUACAUUUGGUUCAUAUAAAGAAGAACCAAUCUUGCAAAAUCAAGUAAGGCAGACACUUAUGUUAGUAGAAGACGACGAUGUAUCUUCCGAAGAAGAAGAUCUGACAACGUUGGAGAAAAGCAAAUCAUCUUCACUUGAUCAAACCAAAAUUAAUUCCAUCCGUAAAAAUCGACCUCUUCCCAAGGUUCCUGAGCGCGCAAAAAAUAACAGCUCAACUACGGCGCUAAGAGACAGUCUGAAAGGCCAAACUAGACUCUCUGCCCAACAACUGUUUCAGCUGCUUAAUAGCAAAGAAAAAGAAGAUGAGGAUGCAGAUACAAGUGACGAAGAUGAAGAAUAUGGUGGUGUAUUUGCUUUCAAGACACAAAUGCCAUCACCUAAAUUAUCCGCCAAAGAGCAACUCACUCAAUAUUAUCAAGAACAUAAUUACAAGUUAAUGACGCCUGUUGAAGAAGUGGAUGAAGAAGACCAACUGUUUAAUGAUAUUUCUACGUCAAGCAAUUCUGACGACGAAGACGAGGAAGCUGAGUCUAUAAUGCAUCGAUUGUCGGGAUUGUCAUUGGACCAAGCACCUAGUUUGACAAGUGGUAGAACAACGCCUUCUUUUGGGGAAAUUUCACCUCGUCCCUCCAUAGAAAAUGGCUCUUCACAACGUCCAUCAUUAGAGAAGCUCGCACUUUGCUCAAAUGCACCUCUUCUACCGAGCCAGCAAUCAAAUGAAGAAGAUUCUUUAUUAUCGGAUGUACAAAAGUUGGAGCGACUCAACAAGGCUUUAAUGACACCUGUACUCUCAUCCAGUCCACCUGCAAAUCAGCUCUCACCGCCUCAUAUCCUUGAACCUCCUACUCCCUCUUCAUCCUCUUCUUCAUUGGCUUCUGUCAGUCUAACACACGAUGUAAAGACAUACCGUCGCAUGGCUUCUAAGACACACGACCGUCAUAUCCAAUUUACUUAUGCCACCUAUCUCAUUCAAUUGGUCAACUCGAAUGACAACAAAUUAGAUGAAGACACACGUAAACGAUUACAAGAAGAGGCAGAAUAUUGGAUUGAGCGAUUAGCCAAGUCUAAUUAUGCAGGUGCUCUUUAUAUUAAAGGCCAAUGGCAUCGCGACUUCAAAUCUUCCAAAUUUGUGGGCUCGCAGUACAAAAAAGUCAAUCAUACCAAAGCAUUCAAAUGCUUUCAACAAGCUGCAAAAUAUGGUUCUACAGAAGCUCAUUAUGAAUUAGCUGAAUAUUGGAUGGUGAGGAAAGAAUACAAAAAGUCCAUGUCAAGCUAUCGAUUUGCUGCUUCAAAAAACCAUGUGCAAUCACUUUAUAAAUUAGCCAAUAUCUUAUUACGUGGCUUAUUAAAUCAAAAGAAAGACAUUCAGCAAGGUGUUAUCUUUCUAAGAAGAGCAGCAGAUGCAAACAAGCCUGAAAGUGCUCAAUCCGCUUUUGAUUUGGCUUGUAUAUUUUCAAAUGAUUUAGAAAGUGUCGAUCUAGAAAGAACCCCUGAAAUUGAAGCCUUUAUGACAGCUCAAAACUGUGCCUCUGCAGUCCAUUAUUUCAAAGAAGCAGAUUAUUAUGGUAUCGUCAAUGCUACUUAUCGCUUGGGUCAUAUCCAUGAACAAGGCCACAAUUAUGUGAAGCCAGAUACAUGGGAAGCGUUCAAGUAUUUCUCUAAAGCAGCUGAACGUAAACAUGAAGGUGCCAUGUUGGAAUUAUCAAGAAUGUAUCGAGAUGGUAUUAUGGAUUGCCUUAGUCCACGCCCUGAAAUGGCCUAUACAUGGUGUCUCUCCGCAGCAAAGAACGGCAAUGAAAUAGCCGAAUUUACAUUAGGACUUUAUUAUGAGCGUGGUGUUGGUGUUUAUCCAGAUCAAGCCCAAGCCAAUGAAUGGUUUAGAAAAGCAGCUUCCAAAGGCUAUAUGCCAGCAAAAGAAAAACUUAGCCCUUCUUUAAGAAACCCUAUAAUGCAAGGUCAAAAUCUGUUGGACAAUUUUGGUAUUGUCGCCUAAGUAUCACAAAGAAUGAAAUUUCGAUUGGUUGCAAAAUUUAUCUAUACAUACAUCUCCCAACAUGCACAUAUAUACAUAUGCACAUAUGCACAUAUACACACUUAAAUAGAAUAUAUCUUUGAUCCAUUAAUAUAUAAUAAAUGUUGACCAUCAUAAAAUGUGUUAUUCUUACUGCUACACUUUAUGAGCAAGAUUAGAAUUCUAGAG
This is a messenger RNA of Gilbertella persicaria, 2355 nucleotides long. RefSeq lists its product as uncharacterized. Gene Ontology annotation, molecular function: protein binding. The record is from RefSeq and is a predicted model, not a curated record. The coding region runs from base 82 to 2148 and encodes 688 amino acids. Lineage: Eukaryota; Fungi; Mucoromycota; Mucoromycetes; Mucorales; Choanephoraceae. The transcript has 4 exons.